Messenger RNA from Tigriopus californicus, 555 nucleotides. RefSeq names its product dolichol-phosphate mannosyltransferase subunit 3-like (gene Dpm3). Gene Ontology annotation, biological process: GPI anchor biosynthetic process. The transcript has a single exon. The record is from RefSeq and is a predicted model, not a curated record. Bases 158 to 439 code for a protein of 93 amino acids. Gene Ontology annotation, cellular component: dolichol-phosphate-mannose synthase complex; endoplasmic reticulum membrane. Lineage: Eukaryota; Metazoa; Arthropoda; Copepoda; Harpacticoida; Harpacticidae.
GAUGACAAAAAAACUGACAUGGCACUGAUGGCCUGAAUGCUUAGGCAUCCACAUUUGCAUUUGACGGUUUUCUUGCGACUGUUAUUGACACAUGUUAAUCUCGGUGGUUCAGAACAAGCUCUAUUCUCGAUCAAAAUUUUGACAGUCGGAUUUCUCCAUGACCAAAUUAACGGAAUGGCUCACGGUCCUGACCGUGCUGAUAUCAAUUUGGUGGGCCUUGUACAUGGAGAUGAUUCUUCCCCAAUGGGGUCGCAAUCAUCCCAUGACCGUAUUAAGUUUGCCCGUGGUCGGUGUGGCUCUGUUUGGGUUGUACUCGGUAGGUGUGAUCGCCUACCGGGUGGCCACUUUUAAUGACUGCGAAGAGGCAGCCCAAGAGCUCCAAUCCCAAAUUGUGGAAGCCCAAGCGGACCUCAAGAAAAAGGGAUUCAAAGCCAAAUGAGUGAAUUCCUAAUUGCGUGAAUGGAAUGAGAAAGUUGACCCAGCUUUUGGGAAUGACCAUGCCCUGAUGUUGUGAUAAUUUUCAUAAAUAAAUAUUCUCCCUCAAGUUUUCGUGUC